This is a messenger RNA of Anguilla anguilla (European eel), 4449 nucleotides long. RefSeq names its product neuronal cell adhesion molecule a (gene nrcama). Gene Ontology annotation, molecular function: cell-cell adhesion mediator activity. NCBI's taxonomy places the organism in Eukaryota, Metazoa, Chordata, Actinopteri, Anguilliformes, Anguillidae. Gene Ontology annotation, biological process: cell-cell adhesion; brain development. The record is from RefSeq and is a predicted model, not a curated record.
CGCAGAGCGGAGACGACGAAGCGGGGUCAGAGCAGAAGCAGCGCGAGCCAGAGAGCCGCACGGAGAGUGUCGCGAGCUGGGUGGCAGAGCACGUCCACGUCUAUGUACCUGUGUGGGGGGAAAAGAAAAACCGUAGCAGUUUACAUAGAACGGAUUCAAGGUCCAUCAUCCAGGCGCGGUAGAGGACCGUGCGGUUUUAGGAGGAGGACCGGGACGUCACGGGAGCCACGCGGGUAGAGCACGCAUCGCGCCCGUCCUGCCCAAUCUCGCCCGCCCCGCAGAACCGCCCGGCUCACACCGCGGGGGAAGAUUCCACCACGCGACUGUUCGGAUCAGGCCGCCCGGCAGACGCGGAGGACGCGCGCGGGGGUGGAACUCGAGGCGCGCCAGGACGAGACGGAACCUCCUCUGGGACUCGCGGAACCAUGGCGAGCAAGCGACGGAGCGCGGCGAGCGGGGCCCUGCUGGCGCUGCUCCUGGGUCACAUGACCGCCGCGUUGGAAGUGCCCCUUGACCCCAAAGUUCUGGAAGGACUGCCGCAGCCGCCCACCAUCACCCACCAGUCCCCGAAGGACUACAUCUUCGACCCACGGGAGAACAUCGUCAUCCACUGCGAGGCCAAGGGGAAGCCCCAUCCCAGCUUCUCGUGGACGCGGAACGGGACGCACUUCGACAUCGAGAAGGACUCCAAGGUGAUCAUGAAGCCCAGCUCGGGCACCCUGGUCAUCGACAUCGGCAGGGAGGAGGCGGAGGCGUACGAGGGCGUGUACCAGUGCACCGCCCGCAACGAGCACGGGACCGCCAUCUCCAACAACAUCGUCAUCCGCCAGUCCAGGUCCCCCUUUUGGUUGAAGGAGAGGUACGUGCCGCUCCUGGUGCAGCAGGGCGCUCCCCUGGUCCUGCAGUGCAGCCCGCCCGUCGGCGUGCCCCCGCCCAUCGUGUUCUGGAUGGACAACAACUUCCAGAGGAUUCCGCAGAGCGCGCGCGUGUCCCAGGCGCUGAACGGGGACAUGCACUUCGCCAACGUGCUGAUCGCCGACACGCGCGCCGACUACAUCUGCUACGCCCGCUUCCCCCACACGCAGACCAUCCAGCAGAAGCAGCCCCUCUCCGUCAGGGUGUUCGACAUGGAUGCGAUCAAUGAGACAAUGGCAGCUUUGUUGAAUGACACUGAUUUUUUUGGUGAGGGUCCCGUGGAAGACAGGAAGCCCUCCUUCCAGGUCCCGACCGGACCCAGCAGCACCAAGACGGUCCUGAGGGGCCAGGUCCUGGAGCUGGAGUGCAUCGCUGAGGGCCUGCCGACUCCGGAAGUCACCUGGCACAAAGAGAGCGGGGACCUGCCGGCCGGCCGCACCUCCUUCGCCAGCUUCCGGAAGGUCCUGCGCAUCGCGGGCGCCACCGAGGCCGACGCCGGGGACUACCGCUGCACCGCGCGCAACCGCCUGGGCUCCGUCCACCACACCAUCACCGUCACCGUCAAAGCCGCCCCCUAUUGGAUAAGCGCCCCGAGGAACCUCAUCCUGGCCCCCAAAGAAAACGGGGUCCUCAUCUGCCGAGCGAGCGGCAACCCCAAACCGACGAUCGCCUGGUACAUGAACGGCAUCCCCAUAGAGAACGCGCCCAAGGACCCGAGCAGGAAGGUGGAGGACGACACCAUCAUCUUCUCGGACAUCCAGACGGGGUCGAGCGCGGUCUACCAGUGCAGGGCCUCCAACGAGCACGGCUACCUGCUGGCCAACGCCUUCGUCAACGUGCUCGCCGAGCCGCCAAGGGUCCUGACUCCGCCCAACAGAGUGUACCAGGUGAUCAGGAACAACCCCGCCCUGCUGGACUGCGCCUCCUUCGGGUCCCCCACGCCUAACAUCACGUGGUUCAAGGACAGCCAGACCAGCGUUCUGGACGGCGACCCUUACGUCCUCCACAAGAACGGGACCCUGGAGAUCCACGUGGCCCAGACGCUCAACAGCGGCAAGUACACCUGCGUGGCCAUGAACUCCCUGGGCAACAAGGAGAACCACGUCUUCCUGGAGGUCAAAGAACCCACCAGGAUUCUCAAGCAGCCGGAGUACAAGGUGGUCCAGAGGAAUGACCACGCCCACUUUGAGUGCAAGGUGAAGCACGACCCCACGCUGACCCCGAACAUGAUCUGGCUGAAGGACAAUGGGGAACUGCCCGAUGAUGAGAGGUUUGUGCUGGACUCGGACAGCCUGACCAUCAACGACGUGACGGAGAACGACGCCGGCACCUACACCUGCAUCAUGAACACCACCCUGGACCAGGACUCUGCCAGCGCCAUGCUCACGGUCAUCGAGCCCACCCCGACUCCGGCUAUCGUCUACGGACAACCGGACCCCCCCACGGACCUGGACCUGACCGACGAGGGGGAACGGAGUGUCCAGCUCACCUGGAUACCCGGAGAUGAGCACAACAGCCCAAUUCAGAAGUUUUUCAUCCAGUACGAGGACGGCCUUCGACAGCCGGGCGUCUGGCGCAACCUGACCGAGGUGCCGGGGACCAAGACCACGGCGCACCUGAAGCUGUCCCCCUACGUGCACUACGCCUUCCGCGUGCUGGCCGCCAACCGGGUGGGCCACAGCCCGCCCAGCUACCCCUCGCGCCAGUACAAGACCCACCCGGCAGCGCCCGAUGAGAACCCCACCGCGGUCCAGGUAGCCGGGACAGCGUACAACAAUUUGGUGAUAUCCUGGAAGCCGCUGACGGGACUGCAGUCCAACGGCCCGGGGCUCCGGUACAUGGUCAACUGGAGGCAGAAGGACGUGGAGCGGGACUGGUUGUCGGUCAUGGUGGCCAACGUGUCCAAGUUCGUGGUCUCGGGGACGCCCACCUUCGUCCCGUACGAGGUGAAGGUGCAGGCGCUCAACGACUACGGGAGCGGCCCGGAGCCGCAGGUGCACAUCGGCCACUCCGGAGAGGACCUCCCCAUGGCGGCUCCGGGCAGCGUGCAGGUCCUGGUGCAGAGCAGCUCCCUGGCGGAGGUGCACUGGGAGCCCGUCCCGCCCCGCGCAGUUCGGGGGCGCCUGAAGGGAUAUAAGGUGUACUACUGGAGGGAGAAGAGCCUUCACAAGCACCACCCGCACCACGAGGAGCAGCAGGUCCUGACCUUCGGCAGCAACAGGACCCACGGCAAGCUGCCGGGCCUCCACCCCCACAGCCUCUACACCCUGAACGUCAGGGUGUUCAACGGCAUGGGCGAGGGCCCCCCCAGCCCCAGCCAGCGCUUCGAGACUCCGGAGGGAGUUCCUGGGCCGCCCGCUUUCCUGAAGAUCACGAACCCCAACCUGGACUCCCUGACCCUGGAGUGGGGUCCCCCCGCCGAACGCAACGGGCGCCUGACCGGCUACACCCUCAAAUACCAGCCGGUUAACGACACCAAUGAGCUGGGGCCUCUGGAGGAGCUGGCCCUGCCGGCCAAUGAGACGUCCUUCACGCUCCUCAACCUCAUAUACAGCACGCGCUACAAGUUUUAUUUCAACGCGAAAACUAUCAGGGGAUCGGGACCCGUUAUAACGGAAGAGGCCGUCACAAUUAUGGAUGAAGCCCUGCUGAGGCGGCCCGCGGUAAACGCAGGCACAGGGUACACCGCGCCCCCUCAUCCAAACUCCCCCAUUACGCAGUCUCUGCGCCCCACAUUCUACAAGGCGCGCCCCGUCGGUCCUGCUUUUGGGAACGUUAGCUCGACCGUGAGGGAGAACGAGGCACUUAUCAGUUGGGAGUACUGGGGACCAGAUAAGAAUGUUUACAUUGAAUAUAUUGUAGAGAACAGCAAAGAAGAAUGGAAAAAAGAGUUCGUUAACGGCUCUCAGACCUAUCAGAUUAAAGGCUUGAAGCCUGGCGCGUCCUAUAAGGUGCGAGUGGUCGCCAAAGACCAGUCCGACGAAACCGUGCACAGUACGGAAGAGUUGUUGAUAACGGUCCCAGCCACGGCGAGCCGGCAGGUGGACAUCGCCACGCAGGGCUGGUUCAUCGGCCUGAUGUGCGCCAUCGCCCUGCUCAUCCUGGUGCUGCUCAUCGUCUGCUUCAUCAAGAGGAACAAGGGGGGCAAGUACCCGGUGAAAGAGAAGGAGGACGCUCACGCCGAUCCCGAGAUCCAACCAAUGAAAGACGACGAAGGGACGUUCGGAGAGUACAGUGACGCUGAAGACCAUAAGCCCUUAAAAGGCAGCCGCAGCCCGUCCAACGGGACGAUAAAGAGAGACGGCAGUGAGGACAGUUUAGUUGACUACGGCGAGGGCGGCGACGGACAGUUCAACGAGGACGGAUCUUUUAUCGGACAGUAUAGCGGGAAGAAGGAGAAGGAAGCCGCCGAGGGCAACGAGAGCUCGGAGGCGCCCUCCCCCGUCAACGCCAUGAACUCCUUCGUGUAGCUUUCGUACCGCACGCCGCCCCGUCGCACUGUGAGCUCCCCACACACACGCACACACACACCUC